Neoarthrinium moseri is the source of this 1257-nucleotide messenger RNA. RefSeq lists its product as uncharacterized. The transcript has 4 exons. Gene Ontology annotation, molecular function: Hsp70 protein binding; ATP binding. The record is from RefSeq and is a predicted model, not a curated record. Gene Ontology annotation, cellular component: cytosol; nucleus; cytoplasm. Gene Ontology annotation, biological process: protein refolding; response to heat. Bases 1 to 1257 code for a protein of 418 amino acids. NCBI's taxonomy places the organism in Eukaryota, Fungi, Ascomycota, Sordariomycetes, Amphisphaeriales, Apiosporaceae.
AUGGUCAAGGAAACCAAGUACUACGAUACCCUGGGUAUCUCGCCCGACGCAACUGAGGCCCAGUUGAAGAAGGCUUACAAGGUCAACGCCCUGAAGUACCACCCUGACAAGAACGCCCACAACCCUGCCGCCGAGGAGAAGUUCAAGGAGGUCUCACAUGCUUAUGAAAUCCUGUCGGAUGCCCAGAAGCGCCAGAUCUACGACCAGUAUGGCGAGGCUGGCCUGGAGGGAGGUGCCGGUGGCGGUGGUAUGGCUGCCGAGGACCUGUUCGCUCAGUUCUUCGGCGGCGGCUCCUUCGGCGGCGGUCUCGGAGGCAUGUUCGGUGGCAUGGGCGGCCAGCGCGGCCCUCCCAAGGCCCGAACCAUUCACCACACCCACAAGGUUUCCCUCGAGGAUGUCUACCGGGGUAAGACCUCCAAGCUUGCCCUGCAGCGCUCCAUCAUCUGCCCCAAGUGCGAGGGUCGCGGAGGCAAGGAGGGCGCCGUCCGACGCUGCCCUGGCUGCGACGGCCACGGUAUGAAGACCAUGAUGCGACAGAUGGGUCCCAUGAUUCAGCGCUUCCAGACUGUCUGCCCUGACUGUAACGGAGAGGGCGAGAUCAUCAAGGAGAAGGACCGCUGCAAGGGCUGCAACGGCAAGAAGACCAUUGUCGACCGCAAGGUCCUCCACGUCCACGUUGACCGUGGUGUGCGCAGUGGCACCAAGGUUGAGUUCCGUGGCGAGGGUGACCAGUCGCCCGGUGUUCAAGCCGGCGACGUCGUUUUCGAGAUCGAACAGAAGCCUCACCCCCGUUUCACACGCAAGGAGGACGACCUGCUGUACCGUUGCGAGAUCGAGCUGGUCACAGCCUUGGCUGGUGGCACCAUUUACAUUGAGCACCUCGACGACAGGUGGCUGAGCGUUGACAUUCUGCCCGGUGAGGCCAUCGCAAAUGAGGCUGUCAAGAUGAUCCGCGGCCAGGGUAUGCCGUCGCCGAGACACCACGACUGUGGAAACAUGUACAUCCAGUUCUCCGUCAAGUUCCCUGAGAAGGGCUGGACCGACAACGAGGAGGCCUUUGAGUCGCUGCGCAAGAUCCUGCCUGCUCCAUCUCUUCAGGCUGUCCCCCCGAACGAGGCUAUGAGCGAGCCGGCGGACCUUGAGGACAUGGACAACCAGCAGCAGGCCAGAGCCUUCGGCGGUGGCGCUGGCGGUAUGGAUGAGGACGACGAGGAUGGCCACCCGCACGGAGAGCGCGUGCAGUGCGCCUCCCAGUAG